AUGGAGUUUCAAGUAUCUCAAGAUUUAAAGGAGCAGAUCAACAAUCUAUUGCCUUCGCCUCCGCGUAUGAAAAAAUCUGAAACAAAAGAUAGUAUUUCCUCUGUAGAUAGCGACGUAAGCCUUUCUUUCGAUCGAAGAGGAUCCAAGAGCGACGAGGCCGAUUUGUCAGAUUAUGAUAGCGAGAUCAGGCUUGCAAAGAAGAGUGAUACUGAUCAAGAUUCAGGUGCGGAUUCUGUAGAUGAUGUUACAUCGAAAGAAUUGACAGAGCAAAGACAAGUGAAUGUUAUUCCGUCGGAAUCUUCAAUAGAAUCAACUGAAUUAACGUUCAACAGAACGACCAACGAUUUCGUGACACCGAAUGAUGAAUUAGCCGACAAGAUAUGCGCUCAAGUGGAAUACUACUUUUCUGAUGAUAAUAUAAUAAAGGAUGCAUUCUUAUUGAAACACGUGAAAAGAAACAAAGAAGGCUAUGUAUCUCUUAAAUUGAUAUCCAGUUUCAAAAAAGUUAAACAUCUCAGCAGGGAUUGGAGAGUAGUCGGAGCGGCUUUAACGAGAUCUAAAAGACUCGAGCUUAAUUCACAAGGGACUAAGCUGCGUAGAGUGAAUCCUUUACCAUAUUUUGAUCAGACAGCUCCUUCCAGGACCAUUUUAGCGACUGGAUUACCGAUAGAAAAAUUAACAAUCGAAUCUGUCGCUGAGAUUUUUAAGCCUUGCGGUGAGAUAGCCUUAAUAAGAGUGCUUAAACCUGGACGUCCAGUACCUCCCGAGGUGCGACAGGCAAUCGCUAGAAAGCCAGAAUGGGCCUCUAUCGAGGAAUACGCUAUGGUCGAAUUCACGGACUCAGCUUCUGCGCGAAUCGCCAUACAAAUGUCCUUGGGGGACGUACAAGUAUUUGAGUUACGUCACUCAAUUGACAAGAAGAAGAAACAUCAGCCUACGAAAAAAUGUAUCCUAAGUAGAACAGCAAGAGAAGAUAAUCACAAUUCAUCGAGUUGUCCCAGUGGAUCUGAGCCAGAGGAUGGAAGAGUAAGGCUUAAGAGAGGUUUUCAAGGAUAUCCGAUGUAUCACGUCCAUAAUACGAAUUAUCCUUUCCAAGAUACGUGCUUAUCUCGAAAGCUCUCUUCCUGCUCCAUAUCCAGUUCCGAGAAUGGUUUUCCGAGAAUGUUUCGACGUCUAUCUUCCUGUUCCGGUUCCAGCUCAGACUCUGGUAGACGUUAUUCCACUUGUUCAUCUGGUUCCGAAACAGCUUUCUUUUAUCCAAGUUAUUCAAAAAGUUUUCAUCAUCAUGAAAAUCAUCGUCACUCUUGCUGUCCUUCCACUGGUCUUCCGAUGGAAUGCCGAGGAAUCUGUUAUAUCGCAAAUCGUCGUGGAUCGGCCGAUUGUGGACCAUUAUCAAGAAAGCUUUCAACAUAUAGUCGCGAUUUUGAUAUGAAUAUUAGAAGAACAUCCUUAUGUUCCUCAAAUUCAGAACAGAAUGUAUUCUUUAGAUCAAGAAGUAACAACAGCGUCGCGAUGACACAUGUGCCUGAGAAUGUGACAAGAAUGCCGUCAGGACCCGAUGGUACUCGAGGAUUUUUCAUUCGUUCGGCAAGAAUAUCAACAUCUUUAGAACCUACUCAUUGAACCAUAUAAAGGGAUUCGUCUUUAUAUACGAAGUCUGAGAGUAUACUAUAGUACAAUGUUUAUUGAUAUUCAACACAGCUGAACAAAUCGAGACAGCAAUACAUUCAACAUCUUUUAUGACAGUUUA
Messenger RNA from Cyphomyrmex costatus, 1750 nucleotides. It is a transcript of the gene Achl, whose product is annotated as La ribonucleoprotein translational regulator Achilles. The record is from RefSeq and is a predicted model, not a curated record. Gene Ontology annotation, biological process: RNA processing. Lineage: Eukaryota; Metazoa; Arthropoda; Insecta; Hymenoptera; Formicidae. Gene Ontology annotation, molecular function: mRNA binding. The transcript has 4 exons. Gene Ontology annotation, cellular component: nucleus; ribonucleoprotein complex. The coding region runs from base 1 to 1623 and encodes 540 amino acids.